AUGAAGAGGAUGACACAGAAGCUGAAGAGGGGCAAAUUGUCAGUGAAGAAAGAUGCUCCUUUCAAGAAACCUUCGUCUUCUUUGUACAAGGCACGAGCCGCUACGGUUCUCAAGAAGGCGUUCGAGCUCUCGGAGUUAUGCGAUGUCGAUGUGUGUAUCAUAUGGUACGACCGUGAAGGAAACCUAGUUAAAACUUGGCCUGAGAACGAAGAAAACAAAGUUAGAGCCAUGGCGGAGAGAUACAACAUGUUAAGCGAACAAGAAAGAAACAAGAAAAGCACCAAUCUCUUAGGGUUUCUAAACAAGAAGAUGAUCCACGACAAGAAAGAGUCUCUUAAAGCGAACGAUGGCAAAUUCUUGGAGACGGCGUUAGGGCUUGAGGAUUCUUUGCAGACUCGUUUACGGGAAAUCAAAGAUUGUCUUCAAAGAUUUGAUCUUGAUCAACCCCUGCAGGAUCUACAUUCUGAUCCAUCGCUAAUUAAUGUGGAUCAUCAUCAUCAUGAUCAACCGUCAUCAUCACCAUUGAAUUAUCCGGAGAGUAGUUUUGUUGAUGUAUCCACCAGUACCACAACCACGUCGUUGAGCAAAUUCUCAUUCUUGUAUAACCAUGAGAAUGGUAUGUUCACUCAGUUACCCAACUCCUCAUCUGCUCUGAUUCCUAGCUUUCAGAAUCAAGAUUAUGGUACUAGUAAUUACAUGGAUUUAUUGCUUGGGGAACAAGACUGCAACAACUGGGAUCUUUUUCCUCCUCUGAUGCAAACACAAACCCUAAAUUUCGAGCAGAUUAUGCAGACACAACCAUCUUUUGGAAUGAUGCUCUCUUAA
Eruca vesicaria subsp. sativa (arugula) is the source of this 825-nucleotide messenger RNA. The record is from the annotation of a GenBank genome assembly. NCBI's taxonomy places the organism in Eukaryota, Viridiplantae, Streptophyta, Magnoliopsida, Brassicales, Brassicaceae.